ACAUCAGUUCAUGCGUCCUUAACUGAAGUACUUGUCGACAGAAUAGAUUCUUACAACGUACCUAUAUGUGUAAGUAAGUACCUACGCUAUCAUCGAGAAUUUUUCUUUCUUUUUAGUAGCCAUAAAUUUUCGUUGUACCUACUUUUUUUGGUUCAGCUAAUUAUUUGAAAUGCUUUAUUGGCGCAUCUGGUUCAGUGUUCGUUGCGUUGUUUUCGUUUUUUAAUUUUCUCCGCUGAUUUUUCUUGUUCGAGUAUCAGACAGUGUUAACGCGAAUAGGUACCUAUUUGGUGUAUUUUUCAAAAUCUCCGGCGAAGUCCGGUUCUAUAAUUGGUAAGCUGAUGGUAAAGAUGAAUUUUUUCAACCUUUUUGUGCUGGAGAAAAAACUUGAACGGAAAUUUCGUGGUUUAGAUAAGGAUUGGCCAUAUUGGGUUUGUUGUGAAAAAAUUUUCGUAAUUUCUACCACAUGUAAAGCUCCGCACAGGAAAUAGGUACUAAACUUAGACCUACCUCCAAAUCUUGUGUUAGAGAACAGUCAUGCCUGAAUCAAAACAACAGACCAGCUCCUAUCGAAAACACGAGCAGUUUCUAUCGCGUUCUUACUCAUCAAAGGAAGAGUUCGCACAAAAAUAUAAAAAGCUCUAUUAUGAAAAAGCACACGCCAAAGAACUUUACUUACUCGUUUUGACUGGACUGGAAAAGGCUAUAUUAAAAGGUGAUAUUAGUACUUUUGAACACCUUAGUCGGUUGAUUGAUUACAUCAGCGAUAUGGAAAGUGCUGCAGCAUUGAAGAAUUUUUAUAACGAUGCAGCCAAUCCAAUUAAAGCGACUAAUUUAGUGAUUCUAGUAUGUAAGCAUAAGAGAGUUGACAUUUUAAAAUACAUAUUUGGUGAUGGUAGACUUUUAGAAAACUUAGCUGUUAAUUCUGGCAAGGAUUUCAUAGCGCCUGAUGAUACGGAUGGAACAUGCCAUAAUGCAUUUUAUUACGCUGUACUUUCGAGGGAUGUAGAAUUGCUUGAUACGCUGAUUCACAAAUGGCCGGGUAACCAUUUUACUUCGCGUUCGGAAAAGUUGGAUGAGAUUCUUUCAUGGGCAUACGACGAAUUGAGGUUGAAAAAUGUAUCAUUGUCGGAGGAUAUAGAAAUUUUUAUUGAAAGUGUCUUAAUGGACCUUCGGUUUUUCUCUAAUAAUUCGGGGCAGAUGAUUUCAAUUAGCACUAAUGACGAUAUCAGGGAACGAGUUAACAUGGUACUCGAAAAUAUUGUUUUUUUAAAGUCAGAAUUCUCCAAUAGAAAGAGUGUGGAUGAAAAAUGUUUAUUUGUACUUAGAUUUAUCGCUCAAAAUAUACACGUACUUAAACGCCAAUUGAAAUUAACCUACGACAGAUUACCUUGGGAAGAGAUCGAGUUUUGUUUAGCCGCCUUUAUUUCUUCUCAUGUCAAACAACAAGAUAUCAAUCUGUUUUAUCGUGCUAUACUACACGAAAAUAAAAUACUACGCUACUUGGAAAAUUUUGCCAAAAAACUUGAAGAUGAAAAGAAAAUUAUUGAAAUCAAAACUAUCGCUAAACUUGCUGAAAUUCCAAAUAUGAAACGUGAUAUGGUUGUGGCAGAAAUAAUUCGUAAUAAUCCCGAAUUUGAAGAGUUGUACGUCGAUUAUCAAUGCAUCAGAGAUAUCACUUCUUUGGAAGAAAUGCGCGAUUAUUCAGAUAUGGCUGUGUCAACUAAUCCUAAAGAAAGAGAAGGCCAGUUGAUUAUCACGCGGGCACUUCAAGUAUUUGGAGCGUGCUUGAAAAACACUUUGGAAUCUCCAAAGCUUUCCACCACUAUAAGUGAGCUUCUUCUACUGUCAUUACCACAAAAUACUAGGAAAAUAGUUACGGACUUGUGUAAUUCAUUAUCGCAUGCUGAUUUACUUUUCAAGAAAACUGGAGUAGGGGAGCCCGAUGCUAACUAUUUUAUAAACGUUCAAGAUGAUAUCAAAAAAAUUGUUCAUUUAACCCGCACUAUUCUUUUCAAUAGGAAGAUUAAAAUUAUUCUUACUGUAUUGAUGAAAAAUAUCAUUGAAUGUAAAUGUGCGGAAGAUUCGCAAGAAGUUGUCAAAGUGCUGAGAAAUAUUGAAUAUGAUAAAAUGAUUUUGGAUAAUAUUAAAAUAAUUGAACGUGGGACCCUAGAAGAACUUACUUCGGAGUUGAGUGAUACCAUAAUUCACAAAACGAAUUACGAAAAUGUUCUUUUUCGGGUAAUUGAUAAGGGACAGACUUCUGCAAAUAGUAUCCUCGGAAAUACUAGUACCUGUUAUAAAUCCCUUUUUUGGUUUUUGAAGGAGUUUCCUGUUAUCACUAACAUUAAAAGUUCCAAUAAACAUUUUACCAAUUUAAUGAAAUCUGCAGCUAAACAUGUAUUGCGAGAACUUUUCCCCAAAGCAGGAUUUGAUCUCUACUUACAAGGAAUCGUUAAAAGUUUACCGAACAUUUUUCACAGCGCUAGGUCACGAGUACAAGGUGAAAAACUUGAUAAAAUAAGUAGAUUAAUUUUUGAGAUUUUUUAUUUCGCUGAAAUCCACAUAGAGAACUGGAACUGGACUGAUGAAUUGCUAAGAGAAUUGGUUGGCAAUUGUUCUUUUAGUUCUUUAUUUAAACCAACGAAUAUUCACAGCGACACAGAGGAUAAUACUAAUACAUUGCUUGUGUACCUAUCUGAAUUGAAAACCAUUUUGCAAAAGAACAGUGUAGAUAGCACUUCAGUCAAAAAACUUAUUUCUUACAACAGCAACAAAAAAUUGCAAGCAAUAGUAGAAAUGUUGGUAUUAGAUAUAAUCUCAAUUUUAGGUGAAUCAAAAAAAUCGUAUCUAGGAAAUAAUCUAUUUUUUGUGGAUGAUAACGCUCCAUCAUUCACUAGUAAAUCUUUAAUUGAUCGCUUAAUUCAUGGUGAAAUCGUACUUGAUGUCUUAAUAUCUGAUUUAUCAAACGCAGUGAUCCUGAAUGCUAAAAAACUUACUACUGAACAUAUCAUGAAAAGUAAUAAGGAUGGAAAAUUUAUUAGGGACGAUCAUUCCAGGUUGAAAGAAAAAUACAAUCGGGGCCUUAUCACUAUUGCUAAUCAGAAUAAAAUGUUCACUGCAUUAAAAGAAGGAAAUCUUGAAGAUGUGAAGCGUUAUCUCAGAAAUGGAGCAGAUAUCAAUGCUAGAGAUAUUAAUUUGUGGACUGCGUUACAUUUUGCUGCUGAUGGACCCAGUCUUGAAAUUGUCAAAUUUAUAAUUGAUCAAAACUGCGAUAUUAAUGUCAAAGACUUGAGUGGUCAAAGCCCACUUCAUAUUGCUGCUGCUAAUGGAAGGAAUAAUAUCCUAGAAUUUUUUGUAAACAAAGUAGGUAUUCCUGUUGAUGAUCUAGACAUUCAUCACAAAACACCACUACAUAUUGCAGCUAAAAAUGGUAACAAAGAUAUUGUUACCAUUCUUUUAAAAUAUAAUGCCGAUGCUACUUCUAAAGAUACAAUUGGAUGCACUUCUUUGAAAUAUGCUAUUUACCAUAAUCAUAUCGAUAUUGUUAACAUUCUACUAAAACGAGGAGCGUAUUCUGAUAUCAAAGAUGAUUGUGGUCUUACACCUUUACAUGCAGCUACUGAAUGCGGUCGUCUAGAACUAGUCAAAUUGCUAUUGAGUAACAAAGCGAACCCUAAUGCAGGACUCGAUACGUCAGUUGGAUCACCAUUGCAUUUAGCAGCAGAUUAUGAUGACCAUCUAGAAGUUGCAGUCACUUUAAUUUCAAAAGGAGCCCAUGUCAACUGCAAAAAUAUUAAUGGCAUUACACCAUUAUACUUUGCAGUUGUGUGUGGUCAACAAGAAAUUACCAAGAUUCUAUUAAAGCAUGGAGCGAAUGUUGAUAUCGUUGAACAAAACUCUAAGACAGUUUUGCACGUUGCAGCUUACAAGGGACGUGAAGAAAUCGUUGAGAUUCUACUGAGAAAUAAGGCGGGUACUAAUAUUGUUGAUUUCCUAGGGUCAACUCCAUUACAUUUUGCAGCAAAAAAGGGCAACUUGAAAAUAGUCACUUGCCUCCUCAAACAUGGCGCCAAUAUCCAUGCUAAAAAUGUACAUCUUUCUACAGCACUGCAUUUUGCAGCAGAAAGUGGUCAUAAAGAAAUUGUUGAUCUUUUGAUACAGAACGGGGCCAAAAUUAAUACCAAAAAUGAAAGGUAUUUUACACCCCUCUCUAUAGCAUCAGCGAAAGGACACAGUGAUGUGGUUCGAGUCUUAAUACAAAAUAAUGCUAAGAUCGAGGAUCGAGACAGAAUUGGUGAUACACCGUUGUAUAAAGCCGUACGUAAUGGUCAUAUAGGUGUUAUUGAUAUUUUAAUAAAGCAUAGAGCUGAUGUUAAUGCUAAAACUCAUGAUGGACACACACCAUUACAUGUUAUAUGUAUGCAUCAUCGUGUUCUUAAAGAUCACAGAAAUAUUGCUGCUCGUUUAAUUAAAAACAAAGCAGAGGUGAAUGCUAGAGAUGAUCAUGGUCGUACACCAUUACAUUAUGCAGCGUUAUUUGGCGAUGAAGAUGUUGUUAGGCUUUUAAUAGUGAAUCGAGCUAAAAUUGACGCCGUAGAUAGUUCUGGUUAUACACCAUUACACGUAGCUGCGGAAGCAGGUCAUAAAGAAGUUAUUAAAAUUUUGAUAGAAAAUGGAGCCAAUAUUGAAGCUAAUCUUAUGUUAAAUGGCGUAAAACCACUGCAUUUAGCAGUCGCGUUCAAUCAUAAAGAAAUUGUUGAAGUUCUUUUGGACAAAGGGGCCAUUGACAUUCUUUUGAACAGGGGGGACAGUGUGGGUAUGAGAUAUUUGUUAAUCGAAGUAGCUGCUGAGGUGGGCAAACAUGAGGUAAUACUACAAACUCUGAUGAGAGGAGAAUUGGACCUUAGUGAUGAUGACACAAUACUGCACAUUGCAGCGUCUUGUAAAAGUGGGUUGGAAAUAGUGAAAUAUUUGGUAAAAAUGGGCUGUAAUAUCAGAACAAAAAGUGCUUUUGGUUUAAAACCUAUGCACAUUGCGGCCAGUAAAGGUUUUGAGGAUAUUGUAGAGUUUUUCCUUAGUGAAGGAUUGGAUGUUAAUGAUCUUGCUGAUUAUAACUAUACAUUACUGCACUAUGCUGCAAUAGGAAAUCAUGUUGCAGUUGCAAAAUGUGUAAUAGAGCAUGGUGUUCAAGUCAAUGCUAAGGAUUUCCUUGGCAGAACUGCUAUGCAUUUGGCAGUCAAUUUUUGUGAUAAAGAUUUUGCAAUAGUUUUAUUAAAAAAUGGCGCAGUUUACAAUGCUAUCGACAAUGCUGGCUGGAAACCUUUAGAUAUGAGGAAUGUACCUGUUUAUUUUCAUAAUCCUGAUUAUCUUGCAGAAUUGGUUGCUGGUAAGCCUAUUAAAGAUGUUGCAAAUAUUCUAGAUUUGAUUGAAAAAUUAUUUGUGGCAGUGAAACAGAAAAGUCUGCCUGAGGUGAAAAAGUAUAUUAAAUUAGGAGCUUUUGUCAAUGCAAAAAAUGCCGAUGUGGAAACAACACCAUUGCAUUACGCAGCAUGGAAGGGCUGUGACAAAAUUGUCGAUGUUCUUUUACAAAAUAAAGCCAAUCCUAACGCAGUUUGUAGUAAGGGGUUUACUCCUUUACAUUACGCUGCUAAGUUCUCUCACUUGAAAACUGUUGAAGUUCUACUGCACCAUGGUGCCGUGUAUAAUGCUACUUCUAAUAGUGGAAAAACACCAUUACAUUUUACUAAAGAUGAUAAUAUUAUUAGUUUAUUAACAGCAGUUGAUGAAGCAUUUGAAAAGGUUAAAAAUGGUAAUGUUCAAGUUGUCAAUGACCUGAAAAAUGUAAAAGAUGGCGAUUCGCUAAAAGCAAUAAUUAAUGCUCAUAAUAGGGAAAACAAAACACUUAUAGAUGCUGCACAACGAUCUAAUCUUCAAUUGAUUAGAAAGCUGGCAGAAAUUAAGUUCCAAAGAUAUUCAAAUUGAGUUCGCUAGUGCAGGCAGAUUUUAUAUUUAAAGGAACUGAAGGACAGUAAGUAUAUACAAUAUUAUUGGCAGAUAACUUUAUUCACGCUGAAACGUGAAGUUGGUAAUAUCUACUCGUAGGGUGAAAGCUAUUGCGACAGCACACAUUUUCUUUAAAAGACAUCAUUAUUGUAGGAGCCAAAGACAGUUAUUUUAUCAAGUCUAAAGCUCGGGUUCCUCGUUAUUAUUUUUUCUGUACCUAGACCUACCCAUUAAUGAUAUCAAUGGCUGUAUUUUGCACUACCACACAAUGUAGCAUUGCAAACUUUAUUAUAGUGUAAAGAUUACCAUACUGUGUGGUAAAAAAAACUGUGCUGCAACAAUAAGUUUUACCAAGGAGUAUAAGAAUCAAUGCUUCAGUUUUGUUCUCUUUGCCCGCUUGUAUGAUAGGUAGGUAACUAUUGCCAUACAGUUUGGUAAUUGUUGCCAUAUGGUAUGGAAGGUUUUCAGGGGUGCUAACCUUAAUUAUUUUAAUUACGAUUAGAGUUUCACUCCAAUUUUUCCUUGACAUUUUUCGGUUUUCGGUUCGGUUUUGGUUUUGAAAUUCAAAAUUUCGGGUUUCAGUUUUGGUUUUGAUCUUAUUUACAAAAAUUUUGGUUUCAGUUUUGGUUUUCGUUUUUUUUUUUUUUUCAGUUUCACAUAAUUUUUUUUUCCAAAUAUCUUCAAUUCAAAAUUUCUCAAUCUCAGGAAUCAAAGUAUGUAAGGUGCAUCGGGGCAAGUCAGAAUGAUUUUUUGCAAUUUCAACUUUGACCAGCUGUUACUCCCCUUCUAAUGAACCAAUAUGGAUCAAAUUUAUUAUGUAGGUUCCCAUAAGGGUUCUUAACCUAUGGUGAAAAUUUGAGCGUGAUUGACACAGUAGCUUUCGCUCAGUGGAAUAAAAUAUAAACUGUUCUGACUUCCCCCAAUGGGGGAAGUCAGAACAGGCUAAACUUUGCAGAGGCGUAGAUCACAAACGGAGCGUCCUAGAAAAAUUGCCAAGAGACAAAAUUGUAGAGAAUUUAAUUCUCUUUGAGAUCACUUUCAUCAGAUUUUCACUAGGACGCACGGUUCGUCCGCUGUAUGUGAAUAACUGAGAAAUAUAAAGUCUGUAUCUUAGAACAAAUUUAAAACAAAUUCAAAACAACAACAAAGUACAAUUGAACCAAAGACAUCUAAAAUUAAACUGAAUCGCGAAAAUUUGUAUGCCUUGAUGAAGUAGGGGUAGUACCCUCAAGUCACCUUUAGUGGCACUUCGCCAGAUAUAAACCUCUAGGAGCUAGAGCAAGUUUUCUAACUUACCCCGAAUUCCAACUUCCCCCGGUGCACCUUAUAGUAUAGUAAUUUCAUAAUAAUUCUAAAAAAGUAUAUAUUUUUCAAGAACAAUAAUUAUAUAAUUUUCUUAAUACAUGAAUUUGUAAUCAAAAGUCAAAAAAGUGAAAAAAUCGCAAAAAAUGAAUGACAAAAUUGGCAAAAAAAAUGUACCUAAUAAAAAAUAACUGAAAAACCCCCAAACCGAAAACCGAAAUAAAUCAUAUUGGUUUAGGUUUUGGUUUCACUCACGCUGCUUCAUUAUGCUUGUUAUGGUUUUUUACGGUUUUUAAAAAACCUAUGAAAUUUUGGUUUUUGUUUUCAGUUAGGGUUUGAAAAUGGCUAAAAUUAUGGAUCUUGUUUGGGUUUCGGUUACAGUUUUUGGUUUUUUGCGGUUAAGGUUAGCACAAUGCCUCCUAUACAAGAAGGCCUGAGCACUACCUCCAAGAAGUCUACGUGACGUAGGCAUUGGAGGCGAUUACUGCUGCAUUGUCUUAUGGGAUAUUGCCCGAUUUCUUAGUUUUUCUUGAAUAAUUUUUGAACGGUUAAUGCUACAGAUUUGAAUUAAAAACCAGCUUGUAGAGGAAAAAAAGUAGAUCAUUUUUCAUUCUUCAAACACCUAUGUGCUCGAUCAAAUUUUCGAUUUAUUUCAAUUUAAAUGUAAAAAAAUUGCAACCUCGAAACUUUGAACUUUGAUAAAUCGAAAAUUUGAUCGAGCACAUAGGUGUUUGAAAGAUGAAAAAUGAUCUACUCUUUCUCCUCUACAACCUCGUUUUUUCCCCAAAGCUCUAGCGCUUUUUGAUUAAAAGUUAUAAAAGCUCAAAGCUUUGAACUUUUUUUUGAGUAUAAUUAAACUACUUCAUUAAGAAAAGCUACAGCUUCAAAUAGGGCACAAAUCAUGCUGAAAUUUUGUUCAAAUAUACUUUGAAUAUCGUAGAAGUGCCUUUUGAUAUUCGUAUAUCUAUCUCAGCUUUUCUUUGGUUGUACUUAUAAAUAAUAUACUCAUCAUUUUUUCAAAAUUUCUCAUUUUUUAUAGUUUUUGCGCAAGCGAAAAAACUAUAUUGUUUUCUCCAGAAUGAUUUUUCGACUACAUGAAAUUCACGAAUUUUACACUCCUAGCCGAAAGCCAAUAGCCAAUUAGCGUACAGUAUUUGAAUAGAUAACCAAUCAGAAAAAAGCGUUUCUGUAAAACCAAUUAACGAUGAGUAUUCGUAGAAACCGAUUGCGAGACUGAAUUUUAUAAACUGAGACAAAUUACAUUUUCAAUAUUUUCAUAUUUUUUUGUAGGUUUAGGUAAAUCAAAUUAACACGAUGAAAGUUGAAACACAGAAUUUAUUGUUGUCAAAGUUAUUUCUUAUUUCUUUUAGUAAAUUUCAUCAAUUUGUAAAGGUCCCUUUUUAUUUUUAUUUUUUUUUAUAUUCCAAACGACGAUGAUAGAAAACGGCGAAGUUGAGAACAAAAAAUUCAAAAUUCCUUUCUCAAGUUCUCACACUUCUCACUAAAAAACAGUAGCAAUUCGCAUUUUUUCCCUGCCUGACAGGUGUAUAUUUUUGAAAAAUCUCUUUUCUCAUUUCUUAACAGCACCGAGGCGAUAAUUCAAUUUUACUCCCCAGUUGAAUAAACUACUAUUUCUCAUAAAAAGAAACACAAAACGCAAUAAGGCAAAAACUAUCUUGGACCAGCGGGUACGCUGGUCUCUUGUUAGUAUCUUUAAACGCACCUCAAGCUUGAUGUAAUUGGGCUACAAAGCUCAAUUUUUGCAUGAAUAUCAAGUUUCUGAUGGAGAAGUGCUUUUUGAUAUUUUGGGUCAAUUUCGAGAAUUUUUGGGCCACAAAAAGGGUGGGGGGGGGGUGCAGGGUCAAUUUUUUCAUCUUAGUCGGUAGUGAUCAACAAAUCAAAGCUGUAUUCCAAAUUUCAUCGAAAUUGGUCCGGCCAAUCCUUCAAACUCUGAGUGAGUGUUGAAGAAGAAUUUUGCCAAAAUGACAAAAAACUGGCUAAUUGAAACUUCGCGAAUUUUCAUCCUACAAAAAUCAAUCUUAUAUAUUCUGAAAGGUCUUUGAAGAAUAAGAAAAAAAGUAUCUAUGCGUUUUUUGAAUAAACGCAUAGCGUCGCCUGAUAAAAUCGGGUAUCCUUGGUUAAAUGGUCUGCCUUUUCAGAACUUACCUAUAUAAAAUUCUGUUAGUACUUUUAUGAAAUGAUAUAUUAAGUAGAUAAAAUUCUGUUAGUACUUCUGUGAAAUGAUAUAUUAAGUAGGUCUAUGUAUGUAUACACCUCCUACAUUCUAUUCAUAAAGUAGGUACACUAAAUUACAUACUUACUAGGUAGUAGGUACGUAGGUACAUAAAUUUGUAUUGGAUAAUAUUUUGUUGCAUCUAUAAUUAUAAGUUUUUAUUGUUUCCUGAGGAA
This is a messenger RNA of Planococcus citri (citrus mealybug), 9714 nucleotides long. RefSeq lists its product as uncharacterized. The coding region runs from base 535 to 5982 and encodes 1815 amino acids. Gene Ontology annotation, molecular function: protein binding. NCBI's taxonomy places the organism in Eukaryota, Metazoa, Arthropoda, Insecta, Hemiptera, Pseudococcidae. The record is from RefSeq and is a predicted model, not a curated record. The transcript is spliced from 3 exons.